AUGCAGGAUAAUAAGAUGAAAAAAAUGUUGUUUUCUGCCGCUCUGGCAAUGCUUAUUACAGGAUGUGCUCAACAGACGUUUACUGUUGGAAACAAACCGACAGCAGUAACACCAAAGGAAACCAUCACCCAUCACUUCUUCGUUUCGGGAAUUGGACAGGAGAAAACUGUUGAUGCAGCCAAAAUUUGUGGCGGCGCAGAAAAUGUUGUUAAAACAGAAACCCAGCAAACAUUCGUAAAUGGAUUGCUCGGUUUUAUUACUUUAGGCAUUUAUACUCCGCUGGAAGCGCGUGUGUAUUGCUCACAAUAA
Molecule: messenger RNA, 309 nt
Organism: Auanema sp. JU1783
Lineage: Eukaryota; Metazoa; Nematoda; Chromadorea; Rhabditida; Rhabditidae
Source: the annotation of a GenBank genome assembly